UCCCUACUAUGCUUCUCCUGCUCCUCCUUUCCACUCCCCCAGGUAUAAGGGCUGGGCCAGGUGAGCCGGCUCCUCCUGUCUCGGUCCCAGAAGCCCUAGCAGGCAGAAGAUGAGCCACUGGUCCCUCAGGGACACGCCAUAGGAGAACACCCCCAGAUCCUAAAGAAGUGACCCCAGUGCCCCCUACUCACCCAGGUCACCAUGGGACAAUGUCAUUCUGCAAAUGCUGAGGAUGCCCAGGAGUUCAGCGAUGUGGAACGGGCCAUCGAAACCCUCAUCAAAAACUUUCAUCAGUAUUCAGUAGAGGGGAAGAAGGAGACUCUGACAUCUUCUGAGCUUCGGGAUCUGGUCACCCAGCAGUUGCCCCAUCUUAUGCCGGGCAGCUGUGAGCUGGAUGAGAAAAUCGCCAACUUGGGCAGCUGCAAUGACUCCAAGUUAGAGUUUGGGAGCUUCUGGGAACUGAUCGGAGAAGCAGCCAAGAGUGUGAAGCUAGAAAACAUGACCCGGAGAAACUGAGCCUCUACCACCACAACCCAAGGAAUCUUGGGAAGGGGUGGGAAGGGGCCCCCCAGAGACUGUGUAAACACAAAAAUAAAAAUUUCUAGCUUCUUCCCUAGCUCCCCACCCUAUUCCUCGCCUUUCCCCCCCAAGACUUUGUGUAUAC
Messenger RNA from Vombatus ursinus (common wombat), 664 nucleotides. Its product is annotated as protein S100-A14. The coding region runs from base 202 to 516 and encodes 104 amino acids. The record is from RefSeq and is a predicted model, not a curated record. Gene Ontology annotation, biological process: response to lipopolysaccharide; positive regulation of monocyte chemotaxis; toll-like receptor 4 signaling pathway. Gene Ontology annotation, cellular component: perinuclear region of cytoplasm. The transcript is spliced from 4 exons. Lineage: Eukaryota; Metazoa; Chordata; Mammalia; Diprotodontia; Vombatidae. Gene Ontology annotation, molecular function: chemokine receptor binding.